Molecule: messenger RNA, 1212 nt
Organism: Pantherophis guttatus
Lineage: Eukaryota; Metazoa; Chordata; Lepidosauria; Squamata; Colubridae
Gene: TMEM235
Product: transmembrane protein 235
Cellular component (GO): apical plasma membrane
Source: RefSeq, a predicted model, not a curated record
UCCCCUCCUCUCUUUCUCUCUGCAGCUUCUCCGCUCCUGCUCUGGCCGUGCUGAGGCAGGAUCAUGGUGCCGAAGUGCGGGGCGGCUCUGUCUCCCGGCACGCUCUGCCUGGCCGCUGCGCUCAAUGGGCUACUCAGCUUCGGCUUUCUGGCUGCGGCCAUCGGCACCGACUACUGGUACUUGAUCCACGUGGACGGGGCUGGGCGCAACGGCAGCGCUCGGGAUGGCGAGGAACUGAGUUCUCACUCCGGGCUCUGGCGGCUCUGCGAAGGACAAAAUGCCUGUAUGCCCCUGAUCGACCCCUUUGGUGCAGAGAGUUGGCUGGUACCAGCAUCACUCCAACAUCUUAUCUACAUGCAUCGAGCCUUCAUGAUCUUGCUGCCACUCAGCCUCAUCUUGAUUAUUUUUGGCUGGAUCUGUGGGAUCAUUGGCUCCUUGGCCCAGAUUUCCUGGCUUCUGCUCUUCACAGGCUGCUAUUUUCUGUUGGGUGCACUCCUGACUCUGUCCGGGACAAGUACCUAUAUCUGCUACUCCAAAGCCGCGUUCAUUGAGACUGUGCGUAUGUUUGACGAACAGCGUUUUGACCGUGUCCAUAUUUCCUUUGGCUGGUCUCUGUCACUUGCAUGGCUCUCUUUUGGCACAGAGGGUUUGGCUGGCAUCCUGCUUCUCCUGGCUGCUCAAGGAGUCCAUCAGAAGCUGGAUGCACAUUCAGCAGACAUUUAAUCCUGGGAGAAGGUGGGAAAGGAAAUGAGGCAGUGCCAGGCCUGUGAAAUAAUUCUUGGUCUGCAAUACUGCUUUCCUUCACCUUUCUUAUAGGAAAUAAAUGCUGAUGCUCACGCCCUGCUCUGGUGUAAAUACAGCACACAUACAUAGUCUGUGGGGCUACAGGGCUGGGUGCCUACUGUAGAAGAAUCCCUGGUGAAUGUGAAACCUAAGGGGUAGCACAAAUGGAAACUUCUGUUAAAAAGACAUCCUGAUUCCAAUUCUGAUUGUUGUUUUCAUGAACAUUGUUAGGGAACAUAGGAUUGAACUCCUGAUGUGUAAAUUGAGUUAAGGUGUGCAAGACAGGAUUUGUUGCCUCUCCAAGAAUUAUGACAAACCUUUUGCCCUGAUUGUUUAAUGUAUUCCUUAUUUGUCCUUUUCUUCAAAGUAUGGCUUAAUUUCUACCUUCUGAUUAAUCCAGGAGCUCUCGAAAUAAACAAGCAAAUCUAA